Messenger RNA from Fusarium subglutinans, 1386 nucleotides. RefSeq lists its product as uncharacterized. Bases 1 to 1386 code for a protein of 461 amino acids. Gene Ontology annotation, molecular function: protein binding. The record is from RefSeq and is a predicted model, not a curated record. NCBI's taxonomy places the organism in Eukaryota, Fungi, Ascomycota, Sordariomycetes, Hypocreales, Nectriaceae. The transcript has a single exon.
AUGUCUAUGAUCUGGGUCGACCACAGCGAGUAUGAUGACGAAGUGAUGCAGAGCGUAGGUUACUAUCACCACACAGAUGCGCCACUUGUAGAUCCUCCUUGCAUGAUUUGCGGCGUGAGCUUCAACAUUCGUCGUCACCGAGCAGCUGGGGAACCCUCUUCUGCAGCAUUCUUCAGCCAUGCAAGAGUUGGCCCUGGAGAAUAUCCUGGAAGCCAGAAAUGCGUCCAGCCAGACUGCCAUUCCAUCCCCUCCCCGAGAAAUCUGGGCUCUGAACACAUUUCCGGACCCAGUUGCAGAUCAACAAAUGCAUACCACGGAAGCCGCAUCUCAGUCGAGGCAAUGAGAGAGUGCAGCACAUACCAAUGCCUCUUGAUCCGCAAGAAGUCGUGGAACCCACCGGAGAGCGAACUUGAAGAUUUUGAGAAGCAGGGCCGUUAUGCACUUAGCGGCUUGGGCGAUGCCAUGGAAUCUGAUCGCAGACGGUACGAUGCACAAGUCUUUCCAGCACGCAACAACGUCCACUAUAGUCGCAGCGACAUUCGGUUUCUGGACAUGGCAUUUCAUCCGGCAUGCUUUGAGGUGUAUAAGCGAGCGUCGAUAUAUCGAUAUGGCUUUGUGAAUACCAAUGCUCUCGUGAGUUGGGGACAACUGAGAAAGGGGCCCAAGUUCAAGCUGCCAGAACAUGCCGCUGUGAAGAGGGCAAGUCGGACGCACUGGGUACAUCACGCCGGCGACGAGUUUCUUGCCGCGAAUCCGUGCUUUAUUCCAGGGCUACAGGAUAUUCUCGAUUCAGUACAGGACGUCUGCACUCCUGGAGAUAUUUGCUCGGAAGCGACUUACCCAGCGCCGAACUCUACAGACAUAUUCUCCAAGUUUCCGCAAGAGAUCAAGCUCGAGAUUCUACUGCAGCUAGAUUCCUGGGACAUCGCCAACCUGCGCCUCUCAUCACGAACGUUCCGCCAUCUGCCCCAAUCGCUCUUCUACCACCUAACCCUCCGCGAGCUCCCCUGGCUCUACGAAGCGUGGAGCUCCCUCCCGCUCUCAUUCUUCGUCACGACAACAGCAGCUGAGCAGCGAAGACUCGGCAAGCCGUUGUACGACAUCCAGGAGCAACUGUGGGAGCGUCGUGAAGACGACAAUGGAUCUGAAGAUGAUGCAGCAGAGAUUAGUAGAUUGGUCGGAUUGGCAGCCCAGCUUGAGGAGAGACAGAGGCAGGGAUACGCUACUACGCCUGUGAGGAUGCUGGACCGCAGGAGUACGAAUUGGACGCAUUUGCGGGGGGAGUUGACCCGACGGUGGGCAGAACUGCCGGGGCUGAGAAACAGGAGGAAGAUUUGGAAUAAUUGCCAGGAGAUCAUGGACCGUGCAGAAACAAUUCCCUACUGA